Molecule: messenger RNA, 3568 nt
Organism: Sclerotinia trifoliorum
Lineage: Eukaryota; Fungi; Ascomycota; Leotiomycetes; Helotiales; Sclerotiniaceae
Source: the annotation of a GenBank genome assembly
GUGAGAAUGCAAGACUCUUUCUUACCGUGGCUCUUCCCUCUUGGUCCAACAAACCCCAGCCUCCAACUAAACCUAAUUGAUGUGCUUACCGAUGCUAGAGGAUUUAAAAGUCCCAAAAUUGAACCAUAUCUUCCCUAAAUGGCUGGAGAUACUGUUCAGCGUCUUGAAGGAGGCAAGUUGACGGGAGGGAGUUUCUUAUUUGAAAAGUAUCAUGGUUACGAUAGGAAGGCUGUGAAUGUGAAGCUAAGUCGUAGCAAGUCCUACAUUCUACGGCUUGUCUCGGUUGACACUUUUAUCUCACGACGAAGAGUAAGUAAGGAGUAAGGACCAAGGACCUAAUAAUAAAUAAGAACCUUUUCAUGGUGGAGUGUGAGAUACCCAAAUAUAUCAAAUACGAACAUUGCCUCGUUCCAUGUAAGUGAUUACUCUCACAAUUAAAUCAUCAAAAAUAUCCACAAAGCGAUCCGUAUGAAAAUAAACACAAAUCUCUAUCUAUCUAACCAGAAAGUGACUUUCUAUAACCAAGCUAAUCUACCUCGUACAUCUUAGCCGCGCCGCUCUCCAGAACUCAAUCACUCCGACUCACUCAGCAUACAAAAGAUUGGAAAUCCAAUCUGGGCACGGUCCAUCCUAGCGGACGACAACCACCGAUUCAUUCUUCCUGAACCUACCUGGUAUCUACUCUACUACACAUUAUCUCCUGUUUUGGAGUUUCCCAUCCUCAAUUCUAUAAUCCUUCAUUCAACAUCGACAUUAUACGUUCGAGUUGCAGCUCUUCUUAAAGCUGUGAAUCUCGACAUCAAUGACGCAGUUAUUUCACUCUUCAUCCCCGAAUUCUCUUCCUUCCAAUAACGAGAAGCGGAAUUUGUCCGGUUCCUCGAUGUCGUCGAAUAAGCAUUCCAAUGGCCAUAGUCCAUUUCCUCAGAAGUUGAAGAACUUCUUUCGAAUAAACAGUUCAGCAAAUCAUAGUGAGAAGAAUGAUCCAUCAAUAAAAUCAGAGAGCAAAUCAUCCUUUCGACAAUCCAAAUUCUUCCCUGGUGGUGGCCGAAAUCGAUCAACUACUAUAGCAAGUGAAGGCAAUCCAUUAGAUGACACCCUCAGUCCAACUGCACAUGCGAAUCCGUACUUUGCCCAUCAAGGUCCUCCUGCACUUCGACAUCAUGAUGAUGGGUCGAUACCCCCAAGCCCUCCCGAUACCCCAAGUUUCAAAGUCGAUACUGUUCAAGGUGUGAAUGAUCAAGCGACCGCAGCUGGCAAGGAAGAAUUGGCACGAAAAUUAAGAAGAGUCGCCAGUGCUCCUAAUGCACAAGGCUUGUUUUCAAACAAAGGUGAUGCUGAUCGUCCAGCUACUGCCGAGCUUGGAAAGGAACCUCUAGUACAUAAUGCCAGCACUACGAUGUUGAGUAUGGUUGAUGGUCAGGAUGGAGAAGAUGCUCUUGGCCCAGCCGUCGAAGACGACUUGGCACCCUUACAACCGCCGAGUCUGCGAAACAAUCCAGCCUUUAGGAGGACGUACAGCUCAAAUUCCAUAAAAGUACGCGAUGUUGAAGUUGGACCGGGGAGUUUUGACAAGAUUAAGUUGAUUGGAAAGGGAGAUGUUGGCAAGGUAUACUUGGUGAGAGAGAAGAAGAGCAGCAGGCUGUAUGCGAUGAAAGGUACGCAAUAUCACGAUAACGCAUUGUGUACUGGCUAAUUUGUGUUUAGUGUUGAGCAAACAAGAGAUGAUCAAGCGAAACAAGAUCAAGAGAGCAUUAGCGGAACAGGAAAUCUUGGCUACGAGCAAUCAUCCAUUUAUUGUCACUUUAUAUCACUCCUUUCAAUCCGAGGACCAUCUAUAUCUAUGCAUGGAAUAUUGCAGUGGUGGAGAAUUCUUUAGAGCUUUACAAACCCGACCAGGCAAAUGUAUACCAGAAGAUGACGCCAGAUUCUAUGCAGCAGAGGUUACUGCCGCAUUGGAGUAUUUACAUUUGAUGGGAUUCAUCUAUCGAGAUUUGAAACCUGAAAGUAAGUUGUUUCUUUUCAAAUAUCAGGCGUGCAGUGUUAACGAGUCUAGAUAUCUUACUUCAUCAAUCCGGUCAUAUCAUGUUGUCGGACUUUGAUCUUUCGAAACAAUCCGCCCCUGGUGGAAAACCAACAAUGAUUCUUGGCCGAAACGGCACGAACGUAAACUCACUACCAACGAUCGAUACAAAGUCAUGUAUCGCAAAUUUUCGAACAAAUUCUUUCGUUGGAACUGAAGAGUACAUUGCGCCAGAAGUCAUCAAGGGAUGUGGACAUACAAGUGCAGUUGAUUGGUGGACGUUAGGAAUCUUGAUUUAUGAGAUGUUGUUUGGUACAACACCUUUCAAAGGAAAGAAUCGUAAUGCUACAUUUGCGAAUAUUCUAAGGGAUGAUGUUCCUUUCCCAGAACAUUCAGGGUCUCCUCAAGUUUCAAAGUCGGUUACACUAACAUGAUGAUUUUUCUAAAUGCUGACAUCUUCUAGCCUUUGUAAGUCGGUAAUCAGAAAACUUCUAAUCAAAGACGAAAAUCGACGAUUGGGGGCUCGAGCAGGAGCUUCUGACGUCAAAACUCAUCCCUUCUUCCGCACAACCCAAUGGGCGCUCAUUAGACAUAUGAAACCCCCGAUGAUUCCCCACCAAGGUCGCGGUAUUGACACGGUCAAUUUCAGAAAUGUCAAAGAAAGCGAAAGUGUUGAUAUUAGUGGAGCAAGACCUUUGACAUCAGCUAAAGGAGUGCCACUUGAUUCUGGCCUGUCAACACCUGGUGCAGCUGAACUCGAGGUCGAUCCAUUUGAAGAAUUUAAUAGCGUCACACUGCAUCAUGAUGGUGAUGACCAUCAUCAACACGAAGAUCAACAUAAUGGAAGAUAUGAUGGAAGGUGAUUAUUGGAUCUGGAGUUUGCCAUGCCGGAGGAAAAUGUUGAUCGUCUAUACUAUAUGAUGGAUUUUUAGAGCAGUCGCUUGGAUGAUUGAUAGCACCAAAAACCUCUCGCGAGCAUAUUUUAAUAAGCUAUUUCUUUGAAUGGGAGAACCGGAUAAUGCCAAUACAUGGCAUGCGUUUUGAUAUUCGGUGGGAAGACGAGUGUUUUCAAGAAAAGACACUAUACGAGAUUAACACUACACAAAUUUUACCUGUUUCUCUUUGUAAAUACUGAAUUUGGGAGAUGGGAGCCGAAAGAACAGGGAUAAGGAAUUGGAAUUUGGAACUUCCGAGGCAAAGGGAAAAAGAAUUUAGGAAUUUGUGUUUUCUUUUCAUUUUUUUUUCUUCUGAAUUUUCGGUCCGUUGUUUGGACUGUGUUUAUUAGCAAAGAUUGGGAUUCAUUGUGGGAUAUGGUGCGUACGGGGCAAGAGAUUGGCGUACUGCUAUUGUUUUUAUUUUGAUGGCUACUACUAUGAUUGGGAGAUGAAGAUGGUGAUGGUUGAUGGGUGAUGGGUACGGGGGAGAAGGUAGAGGGUAGUGUGUGAGGUAGGCAUUCGGCGAGGAGGAUGGAUUGGAUUGGAUUGGAUUGGGUUGGGUGAUGAAUUGAUUGAUAGGUUGAUAGAAAUUCUACAUCUUGUGCUAUGAAGG